GGGAAGCGCCGAGGUUGCCUGACUGGAAUGAGGGUAGCUGCGGCGACUGCGGCGGCGGGAGCGGGGCCGGCCAUGGCGGUGUGGACGCGGGCCACCAAAGCGGGGCUGGUGGAGCUGCUCCUGAGGGAGCGCUGGGUCCGAGUGGUGGCCGAGCUGAGCGGGGAGAGCCUGAGCCUGACGGGCGACGCCGCGGCGGCUGAGCCUGAACCCGCUCUCGGGCCCGCGGCGGCCGCCUUCAACGGCCUCCCGAACGGCGGCGGCGCGGGCGACUCGCUGCCUGGGAGCCCGAGCCGCGGCCUGGGCCCCCCGAGCCCACCCGCGCCGCCGCGGGGCCCGGCGGGCGAGGCGGGCGCGUCACCGCCCGUGCGCCGGGUGCGGGUGGUGAAGCAGGAGGCGGGCGGCCUGGGCAUCAGCAUCAAGGGCGGCCGCGAGAACCGGAUGCCGAUCCUCAUCUCCAAGAUCUUCCCGGGACUGGCGGCCGACCAGAGCCGGGCGCUACGGCUGGGCGACGCCAUCCUGUCGGUGAACGGCACCGACCUGCGCCAGGCCACCCACGACCAGGCCGUGCAGGCGCUGAAGCGCGCGGGCAAGGAGGUGCUGCUGGAGGUUAAGUUCAUCCGAGAAGUAACACCAUAUAUCAAGAAGCCAUCGUUAGUAUCAGAUCUGCCAUGGGAAGGUGCAGCUCCCCAGUCACCGAGCUUUAGUGGCAGUGAGGACUCCGGUUCUCCAAAACACCAGAACAGCACCAAGGACAGGAAGGUCAUCCCUCUCAAAAUGUGCUUUGCUGCUAGAAACCUAAGCAUGCCGGACCUGGAAAACAGAUUGAUAGAGCUACAUUCUCCUGAUAGCAGGAACACGUUGAUCCUGCGUUGCAAGGAUACAGCCACAGCACACUCCUGGUUCGUAGCUAUCCACACCAACAUAAUGGCUCUCCUCCCACAGGUGUUGGCUGAACUCAAUGCCAUGCUUGGUGCAACCAGUACAGCAGGAGGCAGCAAGGAGGUUAAGCACAUUGCCUGGCUGGCAGAACAGGCAAAACUAGAUGGUGGAAGACAACAGUGGAGACCUGUCCUCAUGGCUGUGACUGAGAAGGAUUUGCUGCUUUAUGACUGUAUGCCGUGGACAAGGGAUGCCUGGGCAUCACCGUGUCAUAGCUACCCUCUUGUUGCCACAAGGUUGGUUCAUUCUGGCUCUGGAUGUCGAUCACCCUCACUUGGAUCUGACCUUACGUUUGCUACCAGGACAGGCUCUCGGCAGGGCAUUGAGAUGCAUCUCUUCCGGGUGGAGACGCAUCGGGAUCUAUCGACCUGGACCCGGAUACUUGUUCAGGGUUGCCAUGCUGCUGCUGAGCUGAUCAAGGAAGUCUCUCUAGGCUGCACAUUAAAUGGCCAAGAGGUAAGACUCACUGUCCACUAUGAAAGUGGGUUCACUAUCUCCAGGGAAAAUGGAGGUUCCAGCAGCAUAUUGUACCGCUACCCCUUCGAAAGGCUGAAAAUGUCUGCUGAUGAUGGCAUCAGAAAUCUGUAUCUGGAUUUUGGUGGUCCUGAGGGAGAACUGACCAUGGACCUGCACUCCUGUCCGAAGCCGAUAGUAUUUGUGUUGCACACAUUCUUGUCGGCCAAAGUCACUCGCAUGGGACUGCUUGUAUGAGCAGCAAAAAAAUCAGUAAAGAGCCUUGAAUGUCACAAGAAGUAUUUCCACCUCAAAAAAAAAAAGAAAAGAAAAGCACAAAAAGAAAGCUCUUUGCUCUCUCCUCCAGCACAGUGCCUUGACAAGGACCUGCAAAUCACUGCUGAACUGUAACCAUGUUUAAAGAAGAGCUUGCCUUUCUCAAGCUACCUUGCCAGAAAUUCUAGGACUCUAGUAAGCUCCAAAAUAAGGCUGUUGAUUUAUUGUCUAGUUUCCUAAUGUGGUUUCUAAGUAAUUAGGUUUAUUUCCCUUGAUAAGAAGGGUGGCUCAUUCUUUUUCUUUUUGGACAUAAUCAAACAUCUAAGAGUUUCUUUUUUUUUCUUUUUCUUCUUCUUCCAAUAGAAUUUGUUUCAGGCUUAGCCUUGAUCUUUUGCUAAGGACAACUAUCUCUUACCAGGUGCUAGUUUGCAGCAGCCCGUGCUUCUUGGUCACUCCAUAUAGUUUAUACAUUUUGUUGGAUUUUACUGUCCUCACUUACUCCUUGUACCCUAGGAAGUCCUUGAAUUGCAUCACCAAAGGGUUCUUCAUCUGUCAUGGCUCUCCCUGCAUCCCACCCUGGCCAUCACUUCCCACUGCAUCACAAGCUUUGCCACUCAUAAGUACUAACUUUAAGACUUAGAACUUGCAAGAUUUGAUUUACCUUGCCUUCCACUCCCUUUCUAGUAGUGACCAACUUGAAAAACAAGUUGGAAACCACUGCUUUGAAAGAAAAGUUUUGCUUGUUUUAGGAUUUUCUGAUUUUAUCUUUGGUAGGAGCCAGGGGAUAAAAUUUAUUUUAAAAGAAAAUCCUCAUUUUAGCCUAAGCCAUUUUUUAUUGCUUACCAAAUGUGCCUUUGGUUAGGGUUAGUGGAGCUUUAUUAGUUUGAAUGACUGGAUAUCACUGCCAUUCCAGGGAGAUCAUCUAUCUAAUUUUGAACAAUAAUUUUUGAGGUGGGUUUCCUUAGUACGGUAUCUUUUUUAGUUGGCAGAUCUCUUUAAGGAAGACAAAUCCUGGAGAGCCAGCUUGUUUAAAGAGUACACUUUGUCAGUGAAGCCAGCUCGCUCUUUAGCACAAACAUCAUGUCACAUUGCUUUGAGCUGUGGGAGCCCAUGCAGGAUCCGGGCCCUGGCCCUCUCCCUCUGUGGCAGCAGAGUGGCAUCCGUCAGCAACUCUAAUUCAGUGCUGGCUCAGUGAUGCAUCCUACAGUGGGCAGGGUGAUGAGACCAUGGAACAGCUACCUGGGCUUUGCUAAGCAUUGCCAGAUAUCAUCAUUAGGACAUAGCAGCAGUAAGAUUGCUGAUUUUGUGGUACUGGAGAACUCAGCUUCUUUUUCCUAAUUAUGAAGGAGUAUAUAUCUGAAAACAUUUAAAAUAGUAUAAUAGCUAUAUAAAAUGUCAAGUUUAGCACAGUUCCCAGAUCUGAAAGAAAAGGUAACACUGACUUUGAUGUUCUCCCUGCUCUCUGAAGAAAGUUCUAGGAAUAGUUCUCAUUUACUAGAGUUAUCAGGAAUGCCAUAAGAGGACGUGAGCACUAUGGAGGGUGGAGAAGGGUAGCAGUCCAAAGAUGAAAAAGAAAAAAAAAAAAAAAAAACCACAAAUGUACUAUUUGCAAAGCAAGAGCUAUUUGGUUUGAGUGCAGACUGACCUAUAGGUGGGACAUAUAAAAGAGCAGACUCAUGAGCAGAGAGAGUUCUAGUUGGACAUUGUAACCUCAUUGUCUUCCCUCUGCCCCAUAAAUGAGUUCUUCCCCCAGCUCCAGUCCCCAAAGUCUGAUCUACUUAAAACUGGAAAUUGAAAUCUAGACUAGAAUAUAUCUUUUAAGAGCUUUUUUAUGUUUUGAAAAUUCAUAAAUCUAAGUUUGGUUCCAUCUGGGAUAUGUUUGCAAAUCCGAGAAGAAAGUAUCUUGAAGAUCCAGCUGUGAUUUCUGGAAGCAGAAUCUCAACACACAAUACCCUCAGAUAAGGGAGCUUAGACACUUUUGGCAGUGAGAGUAUUAUUAAUCUGAGAAGUCGAACAAUGCAGUUACAGACUUUUGCAGCAAAGCCAUUUGGUGAGGUUUUCUGUGUUAGUAUGAAAGGCUAAGCCACUGAGAAUAUUUUCUGGGAGAACUUCUGAGCCACGGUGCUCAUUCCUUAGAUGAAAAAGAUCUGUUAAAAGGUAUCAUUAAAAUGUGGGCAGGAGAGGUAAGCAUUGUGUGCAUUUCGGCUCAUUUUGCUCAAGCUUUAGCUGUCAUAGCACCAAGAUCCAUAGGUUUCUAGUAUCUUUUGAGUCUUGAUGUGAAAUCAAAGUGUAUGGAGGGUUUCCUUUGACCACUAGCGCCCCAAGAGCAAGAGCCCUUCAGCUGCUUGUUUAACAUACUUCAGCAGCUCUCCAGUCAUGGGUGACCAGGUUGUUCUUUAAUUAAGUGUGUUUGUGGGAUUUUCAAACCACAAAUGAAGUGCUUUUUAUGAAUGGGACAGCCUUGAUAAAUAGGUAUUUUGUAUUAAGACGCCAAAAUGUGGCAAAUUAUUUUCAAGUGAUAGCUGAAGAGGGGCAUUUUUGAUAUUUCACAUCUUUUAUAGAACAGCUGACUUUUCAUUUCUUUUUCACUUUGAAAUAGGAAAAUUAUUGAGAAUGUGGUGGGCUUCCAUGUGUAGAGUGGAAAGGAGCUGCAGAGUAGUGCCCCCUCAUUCCGAUGGACACUCCUUGUGCCCUCGGGACCCGGGGCUUAGACGUCUUCUCCACAUUCCACACAGAUGCCUACGAGCAGCCAAUUGGUGUGUGAAAAUUCUUCCUCCUCAUUCUCUAAAACGUCUCCGCUCCCUCUCCCCACCGAAAAAAAAAAAAAAAGGAAAGGAAGAAAAGGCUCAAUUAUACUUUUUCUGGAAAAGGUGAGUCCUUUCCUGAAGUCUUCAAACAAAUCUUACCUGGAAAUUAGUAUCUAAUAUUUUAUAUGAAGAAAUACUUUAAUGUAUGUUUAUACAGUAUUUAUUAGGUAGUUGUAACUAUAAACUCAGCUACCUAGUAGAGUUUCAGAUUAAAUAUUGGGACAUGUACAGGAAUCAAAAAUAUUACUUUAAAUGUCAUUCACCUAUUUUAAAGCCAUGUUUUAGCACUUCUUAGGCUAGCUAAAGUCUGAUAGUGCUUGUUUUUAUCAUCUGUGCUCUCACAAAGUUUGUUAUUGAAAAUUAUUGCAUGCAGGAGGGAUCAAAUUAUUUAUUUCUUAUAUUUUUAUAAGUGGAAGAAUCUCUCUAACCAACAAAUGAUUAAAGGUGUUACUGAUUAUUUUCUUAAUUUAUCCUCCUAACAGUAUGGUAACAAAGCUUUUUUCAGCCGAUUAAAUGCACUUAGCUAAUAAACCAAAAUUUACUCUUUAAAAAAAAUUUAAACUGUGUGGAAUCUGGACAAGACUAUGUUUCUCCUAGAAAAAACACAUUUCAUUGUAAAUGGUUUUGAUGGACAAAAGUGUGUCCACUUUUGAGAAAAGGUUAUAUUGGAUUUUUUUAAUUUUGAGACAACCUCCAGGUCUCCUUGUUUAAUUUAUAUCCAUAUUUUUAAUUCAAAUUAUCUUGUAAGCUGCUAUGCAAAAUCUAUUAAAAGCCCUACUUACUCAAAGAGUUAAACAUUUUUGAAGCUUUCAGGGAAGACCUGUAGACUUAAGCACUUUCUCUGCUUUUUUUGUAUCUUAGACACUUAUGCUGAAUUAUGUUCUUAUUAUUUUCACUGGUUAUAAGCUAUUGAUUGUACAUAAUAUUUAAACCAACCAAAUAUCCAGCAUACAUUUCCAUGUCGCUGCCAUCCACUGUCGACGCCAUGAAUGAAAUGGCUGGUUAGAAAGCCAAAGGUCAUUUUUUUUCAAUAUCCAGUGAAGUAAAAUGCCGGAUCUGUUUGGUCUCAAAGCAUGUUGAGAUCUGCAUAUCUGUGUAAGGGAAAGAGACUUCUUUGGCAUUCUGCUUAAACUUUAAGUUGAAUUUGAUUAUAGUCAUAUUCAUUUGUUUUAUAUAUCUCUAUCAGGUAUAUUACGUGCCAGGUGGUAUUAUAUCCUACCUUGAGAUUGGAAAUCUCUUUCAUUUAAAUUUGAAUUCUUAUUGUGGCUUUUUUUUUUUUUUUCUCCAUUAGAUCAAAGUAGAGGAAUCUGACAUCUGCUACCAUUCUCUCUGUGUCCCUACUUUAAUUUUUUGGUAAUCUAGAAUUAUUUUGUUAUACAUACUGUCUUUAAAAACUGACAGCAGCAGUCCCCCAACCCCUGCCCACCUUUUUAAGCUAUAUAUUUCACUGUGCUGGGCAUAGAGACAAUAAAUGUGUGAUGACAGACAAUUCUAAAAUAAUUAUGCUGUAUAUCAGGAUUACGUGUUUUUGAGCAAUAUAGCUAUUCCUAUGGUAUAAGGAUAUUCAGUGAAAUUUAUUUUACACUAGUAAUAGACUACUUAAGUGGUUGAUUUUAAACCCUUUCUCUAAAGCACACACAUACACACAUCUAGCAGAUCAGUGAUAAUUUCAAGUUAAAGUAAGGUACAAUUAAUAGACACAUAGAACACAUCUGUCUCUUUUUGACACUAGUUAAA
Eubalaena glacialis (North Atlantic right whale) is the source of this 6212-nucleotide messenger RNA. RefSeq names its product syntrophin beta 2 (gene SNTB2). The transcript has 7 exons. Bases 28 to 1650 code for a protein of 540 amino acids. Gene Ontology annotation, cellular component: dystrophin-associated glycoprotein complex; intracellular anatomical structure; synapse. NCBI's taxonomy places the organism in Eukaryota, Metazoa, Chordata, Mammalia, Artiodactyla, Balaenidae. Gene Ontology annotation, molecular function: protein binding; structural molecule activity. The record is from RefSeq and is a predicted model, not a curated record.